Messenger RNA from Dromiciops gliroides (monito del monte), 1035 nucleotides. It is a transcript of the gene NKX1-2, whose product is annotated as NK1 homeobox 2. Gene Ontology annotation, biological process: cell differentiation; regulation of transcription by RNA polymerase II. The coding region runs from base 1 to 1035 and encodes 344 amino acids. Gene Ontology annotation, cellular component: nucleus. The record is from RefSeq and is a predicted model, not a curated record. The transcript has 3 exons. NCBI's taxonomy places the organism in Eukaryota, Metazoa, Chordata, Mammalia, Microbiotheria, Microbiotheriidae. Gene Ontology annotation, molecular function: DNA-binding transcription factor activity, RNA polymerase II-specific; RNA polymerase II cis-regulatory region sequence-specific DNA binding.
AUGCUGGCAUGUCAGAACAGCGGGGCCAAAGUGGCCCCUGGCCACCACAAGAUCUCCUUCUCCAUCUUAGACAUCCUGGACCCGCAGAAAUUCACCCGGAGAAGGGGGCCGGUGGCCCGGGGAGGCCUCUGCGCAGCCCGGGAGCAAGAGAAAAGUUUGGGGCAGGCGGAGUCCGCCGAGACGGAGCCCGGCUGCCGGAGGGAGCCCGAGAUCUCCGGAGAAGGGGUGGACGGGCAGUGGUGGACGCGUUGGGGAGAGCAGGGACUAGGGACCAGGGAGCUGGGAGGCGGCGGAGAUAGAGGGUCGGAGCACCGCACAUGGAGGGUGGCGGGAGCCCGCGUCUCCGCUAGCCAGGUUCGCUUCUCCCCCUUAGAUAGCGGACCCACGGGCGUCCUGGACGGCUCAGGGCUUGGACGGCAGCGGCCGCGGCGAAGGCGCCGGGGGCUCGCGGAGCCGGAGCCGCCGGAGGGCGGAGGUGGCGCGGGCAGCAGCGGCGCGGGAGUCCCGGCGCCGGCCCCGGGCCCCGAGGGCCCCCAGUCGCCGCGGCCCCUAAAGCGCCGGCGGCCCCCCGAGGGCGGCGGCUGCGCUAAGCCCCGGCGGGCGCGCACAGCCUUCACCUACGAGCAGCUCGUGGCUCUGGAGAACAAGUUCAGGGCCACGCGCUACCUGUCCGUCUGCGAGCGACUCAACCUGGCGCUGGCGCUCAGCCUCACCGAGACGCAGGUGAAGAUCUGGUUUCAGAACCGCCGCACCAAGUGGAAGAAGCAGAACCCAGGCGCCGACGGGCCGGCUGCGCUGCCCGGGCCCCCGGGAGCCGCGACAGCCCCCGGAGCCCCGGUCCAGGCGCCCGGCCGCAGCCCCAGCCCUCCGGGCCCCAGCGCCCUCCACUUCCAGACGUUCCCUCCUUAUUCCUCGGCCAACGUGCUCUUCCCGGCCGCCGCCUCCUUUCCCCUGACGGCUGCAGCGGCCGGGGGCCCCUUCGCCCCCUUUCUUGGCUCCACCUACUUAAGCCCUUUCUAUGCCCCACACCUCUAA